GCGACGUCGAACGGGACUGUUUGUUCUGGAUUUGGGGCGAGGAAGGUCUGCGAGCGCUGACAACCGACAGAAGAAGGUGUGGCACUCUGCUCUCUAUCCGUGUCUCACAGCGCGUCGUGGGCAUCCUGUGUUACCUCGGGAAACUGUCACCUCACCAACUGAGCGAGAUAUGAUCACACAAUCGGAUUAAACCGCAGCUGCACGGCUACAAACAUAGAGUCGCAUCAGGAGUGUAAUGGCCUGAGGGGGGUCCCCCCGGUCCCACCUGCCCCUGCCAGGUCCAAUCUGCCUAAACUGUCUUCUCAGCCACUGCAACACACCACUGCAAUGGGAGACGGACUGGAGGCAGGCAGCAGCCAGAACCCCCCCUCUGCUCCACCGCCGCUCCCCUUCAACCCUCCGCCCCCCGAAACAUGGAACCCCUCCAGACCCAAACGGCAGACCAACCAGCUACAGUACCUGCUGAAAGUGGUGUUGAAGACAUUGUGGAAACACCACUUUGCAUGGCCCUUCCAAGCUCCUGUAGAUGCAAUCAAACUGAAUUUGCCUGACUACUAUAAGAUCAUAAAAGUUCCUAUGGACAUGGGCACGAUAAGAAAACGCCUGGAGAACAACUACUACUGGAAUGCCCAGGAGUGUAUCCAAGACUUCAACACAAUGUUCACAAACUGCUACAUCUAUAACAAGCCCGGGGACGAUAUUGUCCUGAUGGCGGAGGCGUUGGAGAAGGUGUUUCUCCAGAAGAUUUCGGAGAUGCCACAGGAGGAGUCGGAGAUCGCUGUGGUCUCCAGGGGACGCAGAGGGGGCAGAAGGGAGUCAGGUCUAAUCACGGAUUCAGGCCAAGACUCAUCUUCCCCUUCCACCACCCCGCAUACACGUGGCUUUUCAUCCCCCUCAACGACCCCACACACCCGUGCCACACCCACUCCUCAAGGCCCACCCACCCUGCCGUUGGUCCAGCCUCUAUCCCAGGCUCUGACCCAGGCUCUGUCCCAGCCUCUGACCCAGGCUCUGUCCCAGCCUCUGACCCAGGCUCUGUCCCAGCCUCUGACCCAGGCUCUGUCCCAGCCUCUGUCCCAGCCUCUGACCCAGCCUCUAUCCCAGCCUCUACCUCCGCCUCUGACCCAGCCUCUACCCCAGCCAUUAUCCCAACUUCUAACCCAGCCGCACCCCCCACGUGUGCCUCCCAUGCCCACCAACCAUGCCCCCCUUUUGGGACCCGCAUUCCCCCUGUCAACUCCAGACGUCCUGUCCCAAGGCAUGACCUCAGUUCCUCCUCCACCUGUCACACACCCAGGUGUCCAUCCUGCCCCAAUACUGCAGAGCUCCAAUGCCCUCAUUAAGCAAAGGAAGAGUCAGAAGAGGAAAGCUGACACCACAACACCCACAGCCAACGACCAGCUCAGUGAAUCAUCUCCCGUCUCUGCUGAGACUCGACCGCGCCGAGAUAACAAUCGCCCAUCGAAGCAACCCAAACGAGACGCGUCCCAGCCGGACUCUCAGCAUCACCCGGGAGGCGGUUUGGAGACCGGAGGGACGGCGACACCGAAACGCCAGGAGCAGCUACGUUCCUGCGCUCGCCUCGUCAGAGAGAUGCUGUCAAAGAAACACGUCUCAUACGCCUGGCCUUUUUACAAACCCGUGGACGCAAAAGCUCUUGGUCUCCACGACUACCAUGACAUCAUUAAGCACCCUAUGGAUCUCAGCACCAUCAAGAAAAAGUUGGACAACAGACAGUACAGAGACGCUCAAGAAUUUGCAGCAGACGUCAGGUUGAUGUUCUCCAACUGUUACAAGUACAAUCCUCCGGACCAUGAUGUUGUUGCCAUGGCGCGCAAAUUACAGGACGUGUUCGAGAUGCGUUUCGCCAAAAUGCCAGAUGAGCCAGAGGAGCCCACCCCUGUUCCCACCCCGUCAACGGUCCUCCACCCUGCCCCCUCCACGCGACAAGUCCCGCCUCCUCCUGGCAUGUCAGACGACGACAGCUCUAGUUCCUCCGAGUCGGAGUCCUCGGGAGAAGACUCGGAGCACGAAAGGCAACAGCGGCUGGCUGAGUUACAGGAACAGCUCAAGGCUGUCCACGAGCAGCUGGCCGCACUCUCCCAGCCGCAGACCUGCAAGCCCAAGAAGAAAGAGAGGGAGAAAAAGGAGAAGAAGAAAGAAAAGCACAAGAAGAAGAUGGGUGCCGAGGAACCUGUGGAGCCCCCUCCCCUCGCGAUGCUUCAGACUUCUUCUUCUAAGAAAAGCAAAAGCAACAAGGAUCCGGUCACUGUAAAGAAGGAAAAGAAAAAGCCUGGAAAGAAGGAAGGAAUCAAAAACAGCCGCCCAGCUGCGCCCCCUCAACCUGGUCCGACUCCUCUCGUCCCCUCAGCUUCUCUUGAAGCAGAAGAUGACAUAGAUGUAUUUGGGGGCAUGUCCACUGAGCGAUGUAAGCCAAUGUCAUAUGAGGAGAAGCGCCAGCUGAGCCUGGACAUCAACAAGUUGCCCGGGGACAAACUGGGCCGAGUCGUGCACAUAAUCCAGACGCGGGAGCCGUCGCUGAAGAACUCCAACCCUGACGAGAUCGAGAUCGACUUUGAGACGCUGAAGCCCUCAACGUUGAGAGAGCUGGAGAAAUACGUCUCAGGCUGCCUCAGGAAGAAGAAAAAACCAUCAGUAGAGAAGUCUCUGGAAAUGACAAAGACAAAGACUGGGUCCUCAUCAUCGGGCAGCAGUGACUCUUCUGAUAGUGAAGACUCUGAGAAUGGGCUGGUUCCCAAGCAACAGAAGAAGACCUUGACUAACAAGGACACCAAGAGACCACAGCACCAGCCCCUCAUUGGUGCAGUGGGCCCAGUCGUUCCUCCUCAGCCUCAGAUUCAGCCCCAGAUUCAGCCUCAGAUUCAGAUUCAGUCUCAGCUUCAGUCUCAGAUUCAGAUUCAGCCUCAACUUCAGCCUCAACUUCAGCCUCAGCCUCAGAUUCAGCCUCAACUUCAGCCUCAGCUUCAGCCUCAGCCUCAGAUUCAGCCUCCGCUUCAAAUUCAGCCUCAGCUUCAGCCUCAGCCCCAAGUGGUUCAGUCCAAACCGCAGUUUGUCCCCGCCCCCACUGUCCCCGUGUCUGUCCCUGUCCCCUGUCUGGACUCCUCCCAGCUGCUGACCUCAGGAUUUGAUCCUCUGGCUCACUUCAUGAACCCUCACCUGACGCAGUCCAACACAGAGCCCAAUGCAACAGUUACUACUGCUGUUUCGGCCAUUGCCGCUGGUCUCCUCAAUGCAAACGCGCCCACCUGCCAGACAUCUGCCGACACCCACCCUUUCCUGAACCAACAUCCCAUAUUAAGUCCCCCAGCCAUUCACAACGCUCUUCCCCAGCAACCAUCGAGACCUAGCAACCGCGCGGCGCCGCUUCCACCCAAACCCCCGCAGCCUCCUCCAUCCUCGCUCCCUUCGUUGCCUCCGUCUUCCUCGCCGCAGCUCCAGCCCUCGCUUCCCCUCCCUCUCCCCCAGCCUGUCCACCGCCCACGCGUCCCUUCCCCGCCGUCGCACGGCAUCCUGGGCACCCUCUCGGCGCAGCCUCCCCAGGCCCUGCUGGAGGACGACGAGGAGCCGGCGCCCGCCAGUUCCGACACCCCGCCGCUCAGCCAGGUCCACAGCUUCCUGCAGUCGCUCCAGGCCAGGCCGACCAUGCAGACGCAGCCGCUGCAGGCGCUGCAGACGCACUCGCCCGCGCAGGUCACCUCUCAGCUGGUGGCGUCGAUGCACUCGCAGGUUAUGUCGACGACCAGCUCCUCCCUGACGCAGAGACACAGCUCGGGCCACGCGCACAUGCAGCAGUCGUUCUCGCACACGCACACGACGGCGUCGCAGAAGGGGGUGGUCCUGCAGCAGAAGGUACAACAGUUGCAGCAGCACCAUCAACAGCCAUCACCACGAAACAAAGCAGAGCCCUUCCCAACAGGUUGCCUGCCCGACAGCCCCUCUCCUCUGAUGAUGCAUUCUCCUCAGAUGCCUGACUUCCAUUCGAUGGGACAGCAGUCACCUCCACAGCCCAAGAAGCACGAGCAGAGGCCCAACCUGGUCGGGGUCAAAGAAGAGAAGCCUUCCCAUUCACCAGUGCUGCCGCCCUCCCCUUUCAGCCCGACCAUCCGUCAAGACGCACACAAACCAGACAUUAAACACAGAUUAGACGUGAAGUCGAUGGAUGGUUCCCGUCCCAUCUCCCGUCUCCCAGACUCCCCAGCACCACCCUGCUCCCAACAGGACAACAAAAUCAAACAAGAACCCAAAACUCCCAUCGCUCCUAAAAAGACACAGGAAGCGAAGUUAAAGAACAUGGGUUCUUGGGCCAGCCUGGCUCAGAGGUCCCAGUCCACGCCGGCCUCCUUAGUGCGCUCCUCUAGCGACAGCUUCGAGCAGUUCAGACGGGCGGCCAGGGAGAAGGAGGAGCGAGAGAGACAGCUGAAAGCACAGGCUGAACAGGCCAGGAGAGAGCAGGAGAAACUACGGAGCCGCGACGACGACGACACGAUGGAACAGGCCCGCCGAGCGCAAGAAGAUGUCCGCCGUCGCCAGGAGCAACAGUCGCCGCUCGCUCCCACGCCUCCGGCUUCUACUCCGCCCACUCACUCCCCACAGGCCCCACCCACUCAGCAGCCAGCCCCUCCCCCUCCGACCUCCGCUGCACAGAACGCUCUCGACCAGCAGAGGGAGAUGGCCCGGCGCCGCGAGCAGGAGAGGCGCAGGAGAGAGGCGAUGGCAGACACCAUUGACAUCAAUUUCCAGAGCGACCUAAUGGCAAUUUUUGAAGAGAAUCUAUUCUGAGAGGGAUAAAAAAAAAACAAAAAAAAAAAAAAAAAAAAAGAGGACGAUGGUGUGAGAGAAGGACCUAUCAACACACACGAGCAAAUUUACAAAAUGCGUAUAACAACAAACAGCGCUGUGACGUGAUCACACAGAUGCACAUACACAGACUUAACAGUAACUGUCCCUUUCUCUCAGUAGUUGAAACAGCUGGCUUGUGUCAUGUGAAUGAGAGACGGGGUGGGGGGAUGAAAUUAAGAAAAAAACAAUAAAAAAAACAAACAAAAAAAAAUACCCUCUAUUCCUCCAAACUCAGAUACAUUUUGGUGUCUGACUUGGUGCGUACGGUUGUUGGUUCUUGACCUCCGGGGACAACAGGUUGAAUACAGACAAGUAUUCUCCCUCAAGGAAAACGGGACAAAGCAAGAGACCGAACUUUUACACUUUAAAGAAGAAAAAAAAAUGGAAAAUUUCAAGAUUUAAUUUAAGAAAACGUUUUGAUUUUAGUUGUGUGCGAUAGGAGAGACGGGAGGGCGAAAGGAACGAGUGGACAAAACGUCAAACAGAUCACUUUGCUUUUCUUAAUCCCGUCUCUUUCUGAUUUCCUUUUACGGUGGAUUUUAAACGGGAGGGGGCUGAGGGGGGGCGGGGACGGGGGCGGGGGCCGCGGUGGUUGAGUUGUCUCAGCCGUCAACCGAGAGUCAUUUUCUCAGGACACUGUGGGAACGAAAACACGCCGGCCGCAUUUCACACACACACACACACACACACACACACACACUUGCAAAACCUCCUUCCUCCCGUCACUUCCUUCCGUCUUCUUUUCUCGCUCGAGUCACAAAUGGGAGAAGUGGAGCCUCCAUGUUCACGUUCAGCAUUCGAGGGCAGUGAGGAGUUAGCGUGUGUCCUUUGCCUUAGUGCUCUGGCCUGUAAACUAAUGCUCUCACCCCACAAAUUAUACAUAUUAUAUAUAAAUAGAUGCAUAAAUAUAAAUAUAUAUAUAUAUAUAUAAAUAAAUAUAUAUAAUAUACGGCAAAAUGUCCACAAAAAAAAAAAAGAAGAUGAUGAGAGGAUUUGGAUUGCGGGGAGCAAAGCUUGUCUCUGUUCAUCUCUGAGCUCUGGUUUUGAUUUUGUAGAAUUUAAUGUAAAGAAGUUUAAAAACAAACAAAAAAAAAAACGACUUUUUUAUGAUUCUAUUGAGAGGAUUGUUUCGUCCGUCUUAUUCUCUCUCACACCUUUUUCUGUUUUUGUUUUCUCGACUCUAUGCCAAAACCAAUCUCUUGAGUGCUGAAAGUUCAUUCACAUAUUAUUAUUAUUAUUUUUUUUUUUUUUUUGUACAUGUAAAAUGCAUCCUCUUUUAAGUUUUAUUGCUAUUUAAUUUUCCUUUAUCCCCCUUUUUAAAAUCGGAUGUUCUGCAGCGGUUUGCUCUGUAACAGUUUGAAGAAGCGGUUCCAGCGUCGUGUUACGUGACUACUUUACUGCAACCCGUCGUUCUGUGGAUGUUCGACAUAUCUUUGCCCAACUGUUCCAUCACGUACAUCUUCCUUUCGUCAUUACUUCUUUUCAUCAUGUUCGUGUUUUUAGCCCGUCUUAGCCGUCUCGUCCAUAAAUCUUAUCUCCAUGACAGCCUCUGCAGUCUGUAUAAAUAGCCUCCUGUUUUUGACUCUCUUUAGUUUUUACUUUUAAAAAUGUUUUCAUCGUCCAUGGUUAACAGUUUUUUGGGAUGUCGUGUGCCAUUGUGUUUUUCUGGAAGACGGGGGUGGGAGGGGGGGAUGCUUUUCCCACUUUCUUUAGCUUGGCCCAGAGAUCCGUGAGUGUGUUCGAUUCUGUAAUCAUCAAUCUUCUUUUUUUUUUCUUUUUUUUUUUUUAUGUUUUGAGUCAUUUUCUUUUUCCCUUUGCUAUUUUUAUUUGAUUUAUUUUACCCAGAACAAUGUGUUGGUAUGUUGGUGAGUGAGGCAUCGAGGUCAAUAGAUUCAUCUUGUUCAGAUUAUGGAGUACAACAUCUUUUUUUUUUUUAAGAAAAGUAUUAAAAUAAUAUUUAAAAAAAAAAUACAAA
Mugil cephalus (flathead mullet) is the source of this 6835-nucleotide messenger RNA. Its product is annotated as bromodomain-containing protein 4-like. Lineage: Eukaryota; Metazoa; Chordata; Actinopteri; Mugiliformes; Mugilidae. Gene Ontology annotation, cellular component: chromatin; nucleus. The coding region runs from base 328 to 4800 and encodes 1490 amino acids. Gene Ontology annotation, biological process: positive regulation of transcription elongation by RNA polymerase II; chromatin remodeling. The record is from RefSeq and is a predicted model, not a curated record. The transcript has 22 exons.